GACAAAAUGGGGGCACGAUGGAGUCGGAGAGGAGAGCUGACAGUGUUUGAAGUUAUUAGACAGUUUCUGUUGAUAAGAUCGGUUGAUGCACCGAGAUCAGUUAUAUAAGGACCUGAAGCCUAGAAACAAGCUACCAACGUGCACACUGAAAAAGAAGCAACAUGGGCUGUAGCAGAAACUGUGGGCUACUCACGGGGGCUAUCAUUGGUGGAGUACUGGCGGUGUUUGGAGGUGUCCUCAUACCACUUGGAGAUUACCUUGUUGACAGGACAAUAAGAAAGGAGGAUGUCAUUGAAAAUGGUACAAUAGCUUAUGAAAACUGGGUUGUGCCAGGGAGUCCUGUUUACAGGCAGUUUUGGUUCUAUGAUGUGCAAAAUCCAGAGGAAGUGAUGAACAAUGGAUCACGGCCAAUACUCAAACAAAUUGGACCUUACACAUACAGGAUGCGAUAUUUGCCCAAAGAAAAUAUCACUCAACAUCCUGACUACACCGUGUCUUAUAUGCUGCCAAAUGUUGCUCGUUUCGAGCCUGAUAUGUCAGUUGGGUCCGAAAAUGACACCUUUACAUGCAUCAAUCUCGCUGUUGUUGCCGCACCUGCCAUGUAUCAAAACUCUUUUGUCCAGAUAUUGCUAAAUACAUGGAUCAAGUCAUCUAACUCGCUCAUGCUACAAACCAGAAGUGUGAAAGAAAUUCUUUGGGGCUACGAAGACCCAUUCUUAAAGAAAGUACUAUUUCCUGUGGAGCGAAAAAUUGGUGUCUUCUACCCUUAUAAUGGCACAUCUGAUGGACUGUACAGAGUCUUUAAUGGGAAAGAUGACAUAAGCAAAACUGCAAUAAUUCAAUCCUAUAAAAACAAAAGCACUCUUUCCAUCUGGGCUGGCCAGUGUGACAUGGUCAAUGGAACAGAUGGUGCAUCAUUUCCUCCUUUUGUAAAGAAGGACCGGAUCCUGCGCUUCUUUUCCUCCGAUAUUUGCAGAUCUAUCUAUGGCAUAUUUGACAGUGAGCAGAUCGUGAAGGAAAUCCCCCUGUAUCGUUUUACAGUUCCUCAUGGAGCAUUUGCAUCUCCUCUUGAAACUCCAGAAAAUAAAUGCUUCUGCACAGAAACUGUUCUGUCAAAGAAUUGUACAGCAUCUGGAGCCCUGGACAUUAGCGCCUGCAAAGAAGGAAAACCAGUGUAUAUUACACUUCCCCAUUUUCUGUAUGCAAGUGAAGAUGUGACCGAGAAUAUUGAAGGAUUGAGUGCAAAUAAGGAUGAACACGAGACCUUUUUAGACGUAGAGCCUACCACUGGGUUUACAUUACGAUUUGCCAAAAAGCUGCAAAUAAACUUACUGGUGAAGCCUGCACCAAAGAUUGAGGCUUUAUCAAAACUUACAAAAUCCUAUAUCUUUCCUGUUCUUUGGCUGAAUGAGACGGCGGUUAUUGAUGAUGAGAAAGCAGCAAUGUUCAGAUCAAAAGUGAUCUCUUCAAUCAAGCUGCUGCACUUGCUGCAGGUGGUGCUGAUCAUAGCUGGUUGUGUGAUGUUCCUAGCAUUUGCAAUCUCAUAUUGCAUAUGCAAAUCAAAUAAAUUAAGUGACAAAGGAGAUUACAUGUAGGAAUAGUUACUUCAAAUUUCAAACAAGAGUUUGUAAAAUUCAGCGGCCAAACAAUCUGGUCUUAUGAUACCAUUUAUACAUGUAAACACACUAUGGAAUGAAUGUGCCUUUCCUUUCUGUGAAGAACGUACAGAAUCCAGCUUCUCAACCAGCAUUGCCUGAUGUUUCAAAAAGCCCAUUUUUACAACCUCAUUGAAGAGGCCACAACAAUAUCAUAUUCUGAAACCACUAUCAUGGUACAAACCUCUAUUACAAAUAGCCUAUUAGCAGGUGAAUGCUGAAAUCCAGUUUGGAAUCCAAUCCACUUUCUGCCAUUUAUACAACUUGCUAGUUCGCUUCUCUUGGGACUGUGAGAAUAGGAGUAAAAGCCAGUUGCUGAUGUUCUGGUUCUAAGUAUGUGAGAUGGUGACCUCAUCAAGCUCAUGCAGUGCCCUGGAAGUUAUUUUUUCCCCAUUCCUUCAAGCAAUGGAAGUUGCUGCAGUAGAACUGCUCUCCUGUCUUCAGAGAUGUGAAUUUUAAUGACUAUAAAGUUUAUUAUGUAAAGUGGUUAACCAUAAUAUCUGAAUGUCAAUAAAGGGUUUCUGAAAAGCUUUAUUUUAAACUAUGCAUAUACAGACAUGAACAAAAUAUAUGCAUGAAUGCUAACAGUGGCUGAUCCAUAGCCACAAACUCUUUCUUUCUAAACCUUUGUGCAGCAGCCCCAUCCCUGUCCUUGGUCUGCUGUGCUCUCCCUCACUCUUUUCACCCGAACUGCUGCUGCUUUUUCUGGCACUUCCUUGGCCAAUAGCUUGGGCCCUACCAAAUUCCUGGCCAUGAAAAAUGUGCC
Molecule: messenger RNA, 2421 nt
Organism: Gopherus evgoodei (Goodes thornscrub tortoise)
Lineage: Eukaryota; Metazoa; Chordata; Testudines; Testudinidae
Gene: CD36
Product: CD36 molecule
Exons: 14
Coding region: 162-1595 (477 amino acids)
Biological process (GO): lipoprotein transport; amyloid-beta clearance by cellular catabolic process; long-chain fatty acid import into cell
Cellular component (GO): caveola; cell surface; cytoplasm
Molecular function (GO): scavenger receptor activity; low-density lipoprotein particle receptor activity; low-density lipoprotein particle binding
Source: RefSeq, a predicted model, not a curated record